Molecule: messenger RNA, 2328 nt
Organism: Drosophila obscura
Lineage: Eukaryota; Metazoa; Arthropoda; Insecta; Diptera; Drosophilidae
Exons: 2
Coding region: 15-1145 (376 amino acids)
Biological process (GO): DNA integration
Molecular function (GO): nucleic acid binding
Source: RefSeq, a predicted model, not a curated record
GGCGUCCAGUAUUAAUGCCCCAAGGGAAUUACGUCACAGCAUUGGUCGUGCAACACUACCACGAGACAUGGAAGCAUCAAAAUGAGAAUACUAUAGUAGCAGAAAUACGCCGAAAGUAUUACAUACCGCACUGCCGACAGGAGGUUCGCCGCGUAUCUAGGAACUGUCGGACUUGCAAAAUCCUAAGAGCAACUCCAAAACCGCCACUAAUGGGACAGCUCCCUAAAGACAGACUUUCUCCGUACGUACGCCCAUUCUCGUAUGUGGGAGUCGAUUACAUGGGACCGUUUUUAGUCGUAAGAGGAAGAAGCACAGAGAAACGCUGGAUAUGCAUAUUCACAUGCCUUACAAUAAGAGCGAUUCAUUUGGAGAUCGCCAGAGACCUGACGACAGAUACGUGCCUUCGAGUGUUGCAUAACUUCAUGGCACGACGUGGUAGACCUGUACGGAUCCGAUCGGAUAACGGGACAAACCUGGUGGGAGCUGAGCGUGAAUUAAAAGAAACAUUGCAGGUUCUGGACCAUGUGAAAAUAGCGAAUGAGUUGGCAACCGAAAAAAUCGAAUGGCUAUUUAAUUGCCCGCUUAAUCCCCAUGCAGGAGGGUGUUGGGAACGAUUGGUGCGAAGCGUGAAGAGGGCCAUCGGACACGCAUUAUUUGAGAAAAAUCUGAAAGAGGACAUUUUAUAUAGCCUAAUGUGUAACGCUGAAAAUAUAGUCAAUUCCAGACCGCUCACACACAUUGCUCUGGAUGAUCCCGAUGACGACCCGAUAACCCCUAAUCACUUUCUCCUAGGUUCUGCCAAUUCUAGCCAAACACCACAUCCACAAGAAGAGAAGUACCAGCCAACACGAAAGGACUGGCGUAUUGCUCAGCAGAUCUCACACUCAUUUUGGAGCAAGUGGCUCAAUGAGUACCUACCGGACUUAUGCAGACGGACGAAGUGGUAUCAACCGGUGCCACCACUGGCUGAAGGAGACGUCGUUCUUAUCUGCGAUAAGAAUCUCCAUCGACACCAAUGGAAAAAGGGAAUGAUCCUUGCAGUUACAGCUGGACGCGACGGACAGGUUCGCUCAGCAACUGUGAAGACGACCACUGGAGUUCUCAACCGCCCAACUUGUAUGCUGGCAAAGCUAGAUGUAUUGUGAAUCACAAGCGGGUUUGGUUCACGGUGGUGGGGAUGUUGUGAAGAAUCUCAUUAUUAUUAUUAUUUGUAUUUUUAAUAUUUACUAAUUAGUCAAAAUCCUGAAUACCAUUAUUGUUAACAUAAUUAAUGUAAGAGAAAAAUGGUCACACUGCCAAUAAGAGAAAAAUGGCCACACUAAGUAUGAUCGAUAGUCAGUCGAGAGCGUAAAAGAAAACGAAGCGUAUGUAACCAGAGUAGUGGACAUUUUUUGGUAUUAACAUUGAAUAUAUUCCUAGGAAAUAAAACACACAUAUAACCACGGCAUUCAAGGUUGUAGUUUUAUACGCAUAACGCUAAGGAAUCAACAGAUGCUAUAAUACACCACUUGAAACAAAAAUCAUCAGCAUUUUUGACAUUGAUUAUAGCAUUUCGUGAUUUUAUUUUUUUGGGUGCUUCUAUGUACUUAUUUGCAGACAUAAUGUGGCGCAUUUCUCUAGAGGGAGGGUAGCUCUCUCCACAUAUUGAACAGGUAAUAUUUACCAUUGGGAGUAUCCAUUCUAGGACGUUUUGCGGUUCCUGACGUUGACGGUCCUUGUUGGUUAGUUGUUUUAGAGUUUUUGCUCAUUAUGAUUUCGAAGGCAUUUCGACGAUCCGAGCAUAGAGAGUAAGGGCUCUGUUAAAUCCAUGGACUUAGAGCAUCUGUCACCCUUAAUUUGUUUCCGGAGACCUGAACAAAUUUCAUAAUGAGAGUCCAACUCCGUUGACUCUAAAGAUUUAUAGCACAGCUUACACUCAAAACCACUUUUACUAUUCAAAGUGGACAAAGAGUGUUUUCUAAAUGACGUUCUAUUUAUCUUCUUAACUCCUACUUAUUCGUUUGUAACCAAAAGAUUCAAUACCUGCUUUCAAACCUAUUUCAAACGAUUUCUACUGGUGGUGAAUCAAUAAACCAAUAAAUAACUUCAAUAGCACCUGUAUACUACCUAAAAUCCACUUGUUCUUUUUGUGUAAUCCCCGCUUAGAAAAACCUGAUUCAAACGAAUCCUAUGAUUCUCUUGGGGAUGAAACAUUUGAGAAAGUGAAAUUCACCCAAUCAAAAGUAAGGGAAACAUUGAAAACAAAAUAUUUUUAAAUUUAGUAUUAUAUUUAAUAUAUGUAUAUAUUAUAAUUUGAAAAAUACAUCGAGCUAUAAUAUUAUAAAUAAG